AUGGCACCCAGCCGACUGAAUAUCCUGGUCCACACAGGCACUGGGACGACGGCAGAAUCUGUCCGCCACUGCAUGUAUACGCUCCGCCAUCUUCUGUCCCCAAACUACGCCAUCAUCCCCAUCAGUGAGACGGCCAUCCUGAAGGAGCCGUGGGCACAAACAUGUGCACUUCUCGUCUUCCCAGGAGGCGCCGAUCUUGGCUACUGCAGGGUAUUCAACGGCGAGGGAAAUAGACGCAUCAGCGAGUUUGUCCGGCGAGGAGGCGCAUAUCUCGGGCUCUGCGCCGGAGGAUACUACGGCAGCAGCAGAUGCGAAUUCGAAGUGGGCAAUAAAACCCUAGAGGUCGUUGGAAAUAGGGAGCUUGGCUUUUUCCCAGGAACCUGUCGCGGCGGCGCUUUCAAGGGAUUCGAGUAUCGCAGCGAGAAGGGAGCUCGAGCUAUCACGAUCAAGGCGGAAAAACAGACUUUGAAGGAUAAGCUGCCCGGAGAAUUUUCCGUAUAUUACAAUGGCGGUGGUGUCUUUGUUGAUAUGAACGCAACGGGAGGACGCAAGGUUGAGGUCUUGGCGUCAUACAAGGACGAUCUUGACGUGGAUGGUGGUGAGCAAAAGGCUGCAGUUGUUUUAUGCCAUGUGGGAGAGGGCAAGGCCAUCCUUAGCGGACCACACCCAGAAUUUGCCCCAGCCAACCUCAAUCCCCAGCCGGAUAUUCCAGGAUACAGCGAGCUAGUCGAUAAACUUGCCGCAGACGACAGGUCUCGAAUCAGCUUUUUAAAAGCCUGUCUAUCAGAACUAGGCCUCGAAGUUGCCCAAGACGACUACACGCCUCCAUCGCUGUCCAGUCUCCAUCUUACCGCCAUCGAUAGCGGCAAGGUGACGGAACUGCUAUGUGACUUGGGGGACGCCAUCGAGAAGGAGGAUGGCAAUGAGUUCAUCCGCGCAGAGGCAGAUACUUUUCAGAUUGUCUCUCAAGAUGGCCUAGAUUUGAGUGGGCUUCAAGAGAAUUUGCCACAGACUGAGGCUAUUGAUGACCCAAGCUCCGUUAUCAAGAAGAUUAUCCCUCAUGAGAAUAAAUUGCCUAGCGAUGAACUGACACCUCGUUUCAGCCACGAGAGAUUCUAUUCAAGCUUAAAACAUUACAGGAAGAUUGAUUCUGCGGCAGACCAAUGGGGCGAUGUCCUAUUAUAUGGAGAUGUGGUGACGAGCACAAACACACUCCUAGAGAAAAAUCCAAAAAUCAACACCAAACUGCCAACAGGUUUCACCUUUACCGCCUCAACGCAAGUCGCCGGACGUGGCCGCGGAACCAACGUCUGGGUUGCGCCCCCCGGCUCUCUUCUCUUUUCCGUCAUCAUCAAUCAUCCAGCUCACCUCGCCUCCUCACGCCCCAUAGUCUUCAUUCAGUAUCUCGCAGCCGUUGCCAUUGUCGAAGCCAUCCGCUCCUAUGACACGGGCUAUGAGAACAUGCCGGUCAAGUUGAAGUGGCCUAAUGAUAUAUAUGCUCUCGAUCCCACAAAACCAGCAUCUCCUCCGUCCUACGUCAAAAUAGGCGGAAUUCUGUCUCAAUGCAGCUACUUUGACGGUUCAUACCAAGUCGUCCUGGGAAUUGGCAUCAACGCAACAAACCCUCGUCCAACAACCUCUCUUUCCGAUUUGCUCCCACCCAACGUGUCGCCGCUUCACUUGGAAACUCUCCUCGCCCGCAUCCUCACUCGUCUAGAGUCCAUCUACGAACAAUUCCGCCGCGAGGGUUUCUCCCAGGGCCUGGAGUCAAGGUACUAUCGCCAUUGGCUACACACGGGACAGUCCAUCACGCUAGAAGCUGAGGGUGGUGUCAAGGCAAGAGUGGUCGGCAUCACUCGCGACUGGGGAAUGCUGCGUGUAGAGGAGACGGACGCUGAAGGACGAGGGAUUGGAAAAGUGUGGAGUCUGCAAAGCGAUGAGAACAGCUUCGACUAUUGGAAGGGUCUGGUCCGUAGAAAAGCCUAA
Messenger RNA from Trichoderma gamsii, 1986 nucleotides. RefSeq lists its product as hypothetical. Gene Ontology annotation, biological process: protein modification process. Bases 1 to 1986 code for a protein of 661 amino acids. Lineage: Eukaryota; Fungi; Ascomycota; Sordariomycetes; Hypocreales; Hypocreaceae. Gene Ontology annotation, molecular function: biotin--[biotin carboxyl-carrier protein] ligase activity. Gene Ontology annotation, cellular component: cytoplasm. The record is from RefSeq and is a predicted model, not a curated record. The transcript has 5 exons.